AUGGCUGGAGGCACCAUCACUGUGAGCGGGGGAGGGCGCGGCCCGUCAGUCGUAACCAUAGCUGCGCUCGCCGCCGCAGCGACAGCUGUCGGCCUGUCCUUGGUCGGCCUGCGAGGGCUGCGUCAAUGGGCCAAACGCGCGCAGAAAUGCGUGCCGCCCAGCGGUGGGCGGCGGGCCUUGUCGUGGCGCAGCGUAUUUACCGGCGAGAAGCACGGCGGCGCGGAAAAGGAGAGAGAGCGCGUGGCUCAUUUAGUUCCGCUGGUGGAACGGUCGGCGAGUUUGGGGAAAGUGAAACGGAUCGAGCGAUUCGGCGAAUACGUUGCGCCUACUUUUCGAGCGAGUAGUAGGCAUAUCAUUCCAGUCUCUCAACCCACUGUCCGUCUUCGCCUCCCCUCUUCUCCCAUUCCGCACACUUCCCUCUCCCUUUUCCCCCUGCCGUUUCUCUCCCUUUUCCCCCUGUCGUUUCUCUCCCUUUUCCCCCUGCCGUUUCUCUCCCUUUUCCCCCUGCCGUUUCUCUCCCUUUUCCCCCUGCCGUUUCUCUCCCUUUCCCCGUCCGCUACGCGCCGUCCCCUUUCCGCCACCCUCUUUCUCAUUCCGCCACUCCGCCUCCCCGUUCCGCCUCUCCGCCUCCCCCGUCGGCCAGUGCGCCAGCUGGGGCUGCCCACGGACCUGGCGGCGGUGGCGCUACUGGCGCAGGCGGCGGACGACUACGUGUGGGGCGAUAAGAGCACAUCCGAUAAGAGCCGCGCCAACCUGCUCGCGCUCGUCGCGCAGACAGGGGGAGGCAGUGCGGAAGGGGAGGCGGAGGCGGGGGAGGAGUUGGGGGAGGAGCUGAUCGCGGAGCUGGACGCGUGCAUGCUGUCGUACUUUGGCUUCCACUGGCCGCACUCGGCGCUCAUGAUCGAACAGGUAUUCCGAGGGCCCAGCAGUAAGCUGCACUUGCGGGACGCCGUCAACGCCGUCAUCCGGCAGAGGCGGUUCAACGAGGCCAUAACGUGUCUGCGCCCGCAGCAGCGCUUCUCCCAGCUGCUGGAAGAAAUGAAGUUCCCCACUUCCUCCCCCUCUCACUCCCCCUCUCACUCCCCCUCUCGCUCUCCUUCGCACUCUCACUCUCCCUCCCGCUCGCCCUCCCGCCCGCGCCCGUCAAGUGCGGAGGUCCUGAGGGAGGGGGAGGUGAUGGUGCCGGCAGCAGCGGCGGUGCGUUCCCCCGUGUUGCUUCUGAUUGGUGGGGGCAUGGGCGCCGGCAAGUCAACUGUGGUCAAGGAGAUCAUGAAACGCACCUUAUGGGCGCGCAUGGCCCCACACGCACCCCAUGCAGUGGUCGUGGAAGCAGCAGACACCUUCAAGGAAAAGUACGCAAACUUACGAGCGCUCUCUGUCCCCUCUUCCCUCGUCUCCCAUUCUCGCCUCUUCUUCCCCCUGCAGCACAUUUUGGGCGCGCAUGGCCCCACAUGCAGUGGUCGUGGAAGCAGACACCUUCAAGGAAAUGUACAAAAUCUCCAGAGCGCUCUUUUGUGCUUCUUCAAUCCUCCUUCCGCCCCUCCCCUUCUAUCCUUCCCCUUUCGUCCCCCCCACAGCACCUUUUGGGCGCGCAUGGCGCCACACGCAGUGGUCGUGGAAGCCGACGCGUUCAAAGAAAAGGACGCCAUCUUCCGCGCACUCUCCGCCGAGCGGCUGAGCGACGCCGCCCGCAUCUCGCAACUCGUGCACGAGGAGUCAACCCGGGCGGCGCAGUCAACGCUGGUAACCGCGCUGAACGAGGGGCGGGACGUGAUCUUCGAUGGGACCAUGUCGUGGGCGCCGUUUGUGCAGCAGACCAUUGCCAUGGCUAGACGGGUGCAUGAGAGGCGGUUCAGGAUGGGCCCGGGGUAUCAAGUGAAAGAGGAUGGGAGUGUGGUGGAGCGGUAUUGGGAGGAGGUGGAGGAGGGGAGUGAGGGCGGGAUGGAGGAGGGGAGGGGAGAGAGAGGGGAGGAGGAGGGGAAAAUCAGUGGGGAGGAGGAUGGGAGGGAGCAAGAGGGUGGCGAGGAGAUGGGGAGCGAGAGAGGGGAGAGGGAGGAGGAGAGGAGGAGGGAUCAGCCAGGGAAGGAGGGUCAGCACCGGCCCAAGAGGCACAGCAGGCAGAGGGGGGCCGGGGAGCAGCGGCUGCCGUAUCGCAUCGAGCUGGUGGGCGUGAUGUGCGACGCCCACCUGGCUGUUGUGCGCGGCAUGCGGCGAGCCAUUCUGACCAAGAUUGGAGUGCCGGUGCACGAGCAGCUGCGGUCGCACAAGCUGUCCCACCCAUCCCAACCCAACCCCUCUCCACGUCCCCUCUCCCCGCCCACUCCUCGGGCCUUUCUGCCACCCCAGGCGCGCCAUCCUGACCAAGAGAGGAGUGCCGGCUACAAGGAAGGCACAUCACCCCCCAGGAGCGCACCCACCACCCCACCGUCCACCCCAACCAGCAUGAUCACACCGCCUACAAGCACGCCCCAGCGGGGGGGUGUGCAGCCACCUGCUGGUGGACUCAGCGGCAUUUCAUUUGCUCAUAGGCUACAAGGAGGGCACGUCACCCCCGAGAAGCGCACCAACCACCCCACCAUCCACCCCAACCGGCAUGAUCACACCGCCUACAAGCACGCCCCCCAGCACUGGUGCCAUCUGCAGCGGGGGGCUCAUAGGCUACAAGGAGGGCACGUCACCCCCGAGAAGCGCACCAACCACCCCACCGUCCACCCCAACCAGCAUGAUCACACCGCCUACAAGCACGCCCCCCAGCACGGGCGCCAUCUGCAGCGGAGGGGUGUGCAGCCACCUGCUGGUGGACUCAGAGGCAUUUCAUUUGGUCUCCGACUUGAAGCGCGUCAACCCCCGCGCCUCCUGCGUUCUCGAGCUUUACUUUAA
This is a messenger RNA of Closterium sp. Naga37s-1, 2880 nucleotides long. Lineage: Eukaryota; Viridiplantae; Streptophyta; Zygnematophyceae; Desmidiales; Closteriaceae. The record is from the annotation of a GenBank genome assembly.